Messenger RNA from Strongylus vulgaris, 201 nucleotides. Lineage: Eukaryota; Metazoa; Nematoda; Chromadorea; Rhabditida; Strongylidae. The record is from the annotation of a GenBank genome assembly.
AUGGGACUGAGGAAGCAAUUUGCCAUGCACCGAAGUCUUACCGCAGGAGAAAGGAAUUAUGGUCAAAUUGAGAAGGAAGAACUUGCUCUGAUAUUCGCUGUUCGCAAGUAUCACCGCUACAUGUACGGUCGUCGCUUCAAGCUGACUCACAAAUCACAAACCGCUGUUACAGAAUUCUUGGUGCCAGUGUACACGCAAUAG